Molecule: messenger RNA, 273 nt
Organism: Dictyostelium discoideum AX4
Lineage: Eukaryota; Evosea; Eumycetozoa; Dictyosteliales; Dictyosteliaceae
Exons: 4
Coding region: 1-273 (90 amino acids)
Source: RefSeq, a predicted model, not a curated record
AUGCAAAAUUCAGCAGAAAAAGAAGAAUUCAAAGGUUAUUUAGAAAAGAGUGGUGUCAUAGAUGCAUUAACUAAAGUACUUGUUGGCUUAUACGAAGAAUCUGAUAAACCUUCAGAUGCAUUAGAAUUUAUUAAAAAACAUCUUGGAAAUUCUUUAGGUAUCGAUGUUGAUGCAUUAAAACAAGAAAAUGCUGAUCUCAAAGCUGAAGUUUCCGCAUUAACUCAAAGAGUUGAUGAUUUAUCUAAAAAAUUAGAAGCAGCAAACAAACAAUAA